Messenger RNA from Cercopithifilaria johnstoni, 270 nucleotides. Lineage: Eukaryota; Metazoa; Nematoda; Chromadorea; Rhabditida; Onchocercidae. The record is from the annotation of a GenBank genome assembly.
AUGGUCCUUCGGCAUCACCCAUUUAGCAGCAGCACUAUUGGCAAAAAAGCUAGAAAAAAACUUGAUGAAAAUCUGCAAGAAAUGAUAAACAAUGUGAUGAAUAAAAAUGACCGUUUUCAAUUUAUAAACGCACUCAAUACCAAAACAUAUCAUUCUUGCGAAUCAUUCAUGCAGCAUGCACGUACAACUUUCAGUGAGUUAAAGUUGCGGCCUCAACUAAACAUGCGGCAUGCACGUACAACAUUCACUGAGUUGAAGUUGCGGCCUUAA